This is a messenger RNA of Coregonus sp. 'balchen', 18232 nucleotides long. NCBI's taxonomy places the organism in Eukaryota, Metazoa, Chordata, Actinopteri, Salmoniformes, Salmonidae. The record is from the annotation of a GenBank genome assembly.
CUCACAACUGAUCGUGUCCUUCCGGGGUGUUGCCUAUAAAAAAUAAAACACUGCCAAACCAAAUAACGUAUCUAGCGGUUGGGUUUUCUAGCUGAAACAUCGCACCAUUGUAUGAGGUAGAUGGUUUUUCCUUUUCUUUUCGCAUCAAGAUCCAUCAUCCACUCCCGAUGGAUGUAGCACGGAUUAACAUCAAAGAAGACUAGGUCUUUGAUCGCUUCGUAGGGGGGAAGAUGUCCAAAAUACUUGAUGCAGCGUCCAGAGUGAAAUGGGACCGGAAGACUGCAGCGAAGCGAGCUAUCUUUCUCGCGGCCGCUGCCUACGCCGUGAAAACCCUGUACCCCAUCGUCUGCAAACGGAAAGAAUGCAAGAAUACCAGGGGGUCUAAAGGAGAGGAAAAUGGCUCGACGGUUGGCGUUACAUUACAAACAGAUGCACUGAGUCAUAAAAAGUCGCCUGGGGUAAACGCUGAAUUUUUUAAGCAGAUACUUGAACUGAUCAAAAUCCUCUUUCCAAAGCUUGUCUCCAAAGAGCUCGGAUUGCUAUCUCUGCAUUCGGUCGCGUUGAUUUCCCGGACGUUUCUGUCUAUCUAUGUCGCUGGCUUGGAUGGCAAGAUUGUGAAAACAAUCGUUGAGAAAGAACCACGCAGCUUCAUCAUCCAACUGAUGAAAUGGCUCCUUAUUGCCAUCCCGGCCACAUUCGUGAACAGCGUUAUCCGCUACCUCGAGUGCAAGCUGGCCCUCGCCUUCCGCACUCGGCUAGUGGACCAUGCCUACACCACCUAUUUCACAGACCAGACCUACUACAAAGUCAGCAACAUGGACGGGAGACUGACCAACCCGGACCAGUCUCUUACCGAGGACGUAAUGAUGUUUUCCCAAUCCGUGGCGCAUCUCUACUCGAACCUCACCAAGCCCAUCUUGGAUGUGAUACUCACCUCCUACACCCUCAUCCAGACGGCCCGGUCCAGGGGGGCCAACGCCAGCGGGCCGACCCUACUGGCCGGGCUGGUGGUGUUUUGCACGGCCAAGGUUCUGAGGGCCUGCUCGCCGAAAUUCGGAAAACUAGUAGCUGAGGAGGCCCACAGGAAAGGCCAUUUGCGAUAUGUGCAUUCCAGGAUAAUUGCCAAUGCAGAAGAGAUAGCAUUCUACAGGGGUCACAAGGUAUACAAGGAAGGAUGCAUGGUGGAUUUUACAUGCAAAGUCACUAUGUAUUUAUUACAAUAGAAAUACCCAUGGGUUGGAUCCCUUGGAGUUGGAUCCAAUGCACACCCAUGACAUCAUAUCCAAUUCCCAAAAGUGAUUUUCAAUCAUUUGAUUGACAGCCUCCUUAUAUGCACUUCUUUUAGAUAAGACUGUCUGCAAGUGCAAAAUAACUAACAUACAAUGUGAAUGUAAUGUGAAAUCUAUUGUAAUACAUUUGUUGUAAAUGUGUUAUGCUGUGUAGGCUAGAUACUUUUGUGACUGUAAUGUAAACUGCCUGUUUGUGUCUGUCUGUCCUGUGUGUGUCAGGUGGAGAUGCGUCAGCUGCAGAAGUGCUACCGGGCCCUGGCGGAGCAGAUGAACUUGAUCCUGUCCAAGCGUCUGUGGUACAUCAUGAUAGAGCAGUUCCUCAUGAAGUACGUGUGGAGUAGCUGUGGACUGGUCAUGGUGGCUGUGCCCAUCAUCACCGCUACCGGCUUCGCUGACAGCGGUAACAGUCAUCACAACAUAAAUAAUAAAUAAAUAAUAUGCCAUUUAGCAGACGCUUUUAUCCAAAGCGACUUACAGUCAUGCGUGCAUACAUUUUUGUGUAUGGGUGGUCCCGGGGAUCGAACCCACUACCUUGGCGUUACAAGCGCCGUGCUCUACCAGCUGAGCUACAGAGGACCACAUCAUCUUGUUUUCUUCUAAAGCCUCUUGUUUUCAAGUACAGCAUCUCCGGAGAAGAGGGAAUAGUUGUCAUGGUUUAUCUCUGUUUGUGCAUACCAGUAGAACGCCUAUUCCGUCUUACAUUUGAACCAAUUGACAUUUGAUUCUAUUUAGGUCAUUUUGUGCUGAUCUCACAUACCCCAAAAAACAGUCCCUCUUCAUUUGCAUAUUCCACAUACAGUAGUAGAUGAUCAGCAUGUGUUAACCCACAGGAACCAACUAUCUCAAUGAUACUCUGUAGGUGUUAUUCAACUGAAUGGUGUCAAGGACUUUGUUGUGCUGAUAAGGGUAUAUUCAUCCUAUUGUCCCUAUUGUCCUGUUAGCUGCUAACUAACUGAAUGCUACUGUUGUCUCCACCAGUGGAGGCUGUUGAGGGGAGGACGGCUCAUAAUAAUGUCUGGAACGGAGCGAAUGGAAUGGCCUCAAACACAUGGAAACCAUGAUAACAUGGCAACUGUUGGGUUUUUGGCCACAAAAAAAGAGCAGUCAUUACAGUCUUACUGGUCUAAGCAUAGAAUGGCUCUGUUCCAUUUCGGUCUUUAACCCCUUUCCCUAGGCCCUUCUUUAGGCCAUACCCCCUAGGUGUUCACAGAUCAGAAAGCCAAGGGGCUAGGGGCCCAGUAUGUAAUCUCAUAGUGUCUAUCCUUAAUUUCCCCUCUCACAGAGACUGCCGACGGUCAGACUCAGGUGCUGGUGAGCGAGAGGACAGAGGCUUUCACCACCGCACGCAAUCUCCUGGCCUCUGGAGCUGACGCUAUCGAGAGGAUCAUGUCCUCCUACAAAGAGGUGAUCUCUCUCUCUCUCUCUCUCUCUCUCUCUCUCUCUCCUCUCUCUCUCUCUCUCUCUCUCUCUCUCUCUCUCUCUCUCUCUCUCUCUCUCUCUCUCUCUCUCUCUCUCUCUCUCUCUCUCUCUCUCUCUCUCUCUCUCUCUCUCUCUCUCUCAUCUUAAAUUGAAGUGGCAUUAGACUGAUAGGACAGUGUUAGAGUAAGCCAUUAGACCCACUCAUGACAAGAGGACUCUCAACCUGUCUGUCAAGGUUGCAGACCAACAUGAAGCAACAUUCAUUUUUUCACAGGGACGUUAUCCCUUAUUUUAAUCCCAAAAUGAUGAUGUCCAUUCAUGCAUUUAUGUUUUUUGCAUACAUUUAUUUUUGAGUUACCAAAAUUUGGACCAAAAGGACAUUUUAUGUCCCCCAUCACAGUGCUGAUUUGAAUGUUGUCUGUGUUGGUUGUCAUAUGCCCACUACAAUAUUUGUGAAUAUGACAGUUAUAUUUACAGUAUUACAUGGAUUUGAGAAAAGGGCUGAUGUACAAGAAAGUGCACUGUUUCACUCUGUGCGGGAGGGUAGACCUUUCAAUAAGAGGAAUUGAGUAUUGUUGGUGUCAGACUGUGUUUUUUAAAAUCUUUUGCCUUGCAAAUCAGACAACUGUCUCUGUCUUGGAUGUACAGUAUCACACUUCCUACUGAAGGUUAGACUGCAUUUAGUCAUAUACCAUACAGCGUGGAGGACACAGGUAGUGUUUUGUAUGUCACCCAACAAGCCUGUGCAUGCAGCGAUUCCACUCAAUGCACUGGGCUCAGUGAUGUGUGUUGCUGUGGCACCCUAAGAGGCAGGCAGAGUAAUAUUCACUCACUUCAGCUCACCCUGCAGCUAGCCUAUUGCAGCGUCUGAACUGGGCCACACACCCCAACAUGUUAUGUAAAGUUAUGUAAUAGUAUGGUAUGUUAUGCUGCAGGGGCACACACAUUCAGACAGGCACAGGUAGUACACAUUACGCUACUGCUGCUAUCACAGUACACUGUCUGAACACAGCCUGAGACUGUGACACACCUAGGGCUGUGGAGGUUUUGUCAGCCGGUGAUUGUCAAGCAAAUAACUGCAGGUAUCAUGGUAAUUGACCGUUAAUUAACAGAAACACAUUAUGCAUCUUCUGGCUUCCACGCAUAGCCUACAAGCCACUGAUGCAGACCUUUGGAACAUCUACAUUUUAAUAAGUCUAAGAAAUCCAUGUAAUAUAGCCUACACCAUCACAAUUUAAUCCAUUAUUUAUUUUAGACAGGUCUAAAGAAACACGAUAUGACGAAAAUGUAGUCUAUUUCAGAAGAACAGAAUAGCAUACUCUGAGUUGUCCUUAUGUUAGGCCCUGAUCUGGCUAUGCCAUAUGGCUGUGGGCUACACUAGUUCAUUUAGCAGAAAAGAUUUGCUUAGAAUUCCGUGGCAUUAUUUUAUAGUAUGAAGAAUAAAAUUGGAACAAAGCUGAAUAAAAUAGAAAGGAUAUUUUCUCCAAACAUUUGAGGGAGUGAGGACAUGCGUCUAUUCUGUGUUGAGCGGUUAACAAAGAAACAGGUACUCCUAUAUGCUUAAUUUAGAAUUAAAUGCAACUUUAGUUGUGAUACAAACGUUGGGCUAUAUGUUUUGAUUUUUAAUACAUUCUAAUGCUGCAUGAUGUGACUCUAAUGAUGAUUUGAAAAAAGUUGCAUGAAAGGCAUGAGCUCUGCUUUGUUUUUUGCGCAGGCUGCACACACUUCAUUCGUCAUUCACAAUUUGACAAGCACUUGAUAAUGCCUCAAAUUCUCAGGCUGCAUCCCCUUUUUGUGGCAGUAAUGCCACCUAAAAAAAUCCUUGCCUUUUGCUUCCCUUCUCCCGGCUGCCUGCCGAAGCACCUCUCACUCACAUGGCUGUCCGUCACGUGAUCAGGUUUCUCUCACAGGCUACAUACAAGUGAAGACAGACACAUCCGGGAUGCAACUGCGUGCGUCCUUAUACAAUUCCGAAGCGCAUAUGGAAGAUAUUGGAUGAACUGUCCACAUUUACUUUUCGUCAGCCAACAAGAUGAGUAGGCCUAACGAACAGCAAAAGCACUAGCCUAUGUCAAUCUACUAUCCCCCAUAGUACAAAAGUUGAUCUAUUCUAUUCUGUGUGAGAAAUAUAUAUUCCAAACAUAGUCUGGGACAGUUGUGGGAUGCGAUAGAUCCCAAAUUAAUACAACCACUAGCAUCAAAAAACAUGUUUUAAGCAAUGAGCCUGACGCAACAGAUGAGAACGUUUAGCUUAAAUGUUGGUAAACUAUUAGGCUAUUUCUUCACAUUAUAAGCGAAGCAAUGCGCACACGGCAGUAGACUAUAAGCGCGAAUGUUCUAUUAGCAGGAAAACACCAUUCUCUGAAGUGACCACAAAUGCAAUUAUGCAUGUCAUAAUUUAUUAUAAAGGUGCAUUUUUAUGGUGAAAAUGAUCUUCCCCAAACUUGUAUAUAGUAUGCCAGUUAGGCUCUACACACUUUGUAAAGCAGAUGAAUGUGCUUCAUUUUAAGACAUUAUUUGCCCAUUUUAGUUUUGAUACAAACCUUAUCAAAACAUAUAGGCCUAUGGCCUAGGCCUGCAUGAGGUGUGCGACUAUGAUUUGAAAAAGCCGCAAAAAAAACAAUGCACAGUUUUUUUGCCUUAAACUGGGCAUCAUUCACAAGUGAUAGGCUAAUAUUUGUCAACCAUCACACUAUUCUUGAUGUAAACUUGUCUUUACAUAUACUAAAUAAUAUGUGUGAAAUUUGUUUUGAUUUAGAAUGGACCAUUAUCAUGCACCUGUCUCGAAACAGGGGCAGCGCAAAAAAAAAAAUGUAAUCUAUGCACUUAAGUAGUGAAUGGAGGAUGCUUUUCCCGUGGUUAAUUUUCAUGUCAGCCAGGUAAGCUAUACUCCUGUUGUAAAGAGAAGCAAUGUGCUUAAUAUUAGGAAAGUUGAGAAAUAAAUAUAGUAGGCCUAGCCUAUAGAAAGCUGAUGGGAUCCUCCCUCUUUUUAAUAGAGGCCAUCACUCUGUUUUCUCACGCAAUUGCAUAGCCUAUAGAAAUGUAGUGCAACAUGAGCUCAUGCUCUCAUGAAGUGUUUGAUUAGAUUUUCGAUUACAUUUGCUUUGAUGUCAGAGUGAUUAGAGGGACAAUAGAGUGCUGAGUACCAGGCAGUUAGCAAGUUUGGUAGGCUACUAAUGACCAUCAGCAGCAUCAGAGCUUGGAGAAGCCUAAUUACCGUGACUAAAUGGUCACUGGAAUUUGACUGCAGUCAUGACUUGUGACUGCAGGUGUGGCAGUAAUAUGGUCACCAUAACAGCCCAUGACACAACCCCAUAGGUUAUGUAAUAUUAUACCACAGCAUUGUUGAAUACUCGUUUCUGAUUGGCUAGAAGGGCAUUCUAGAAUUGACAUUAAAACCAGUUGGAAAGAUACCUGGACAGUUGAAAAAGAUAUCAGGACACCUUGCAAUCAUGACGCAAUAAGCGCCUACACAUGCAGACCGUACUUGCUACAAAGUUACAGAAAGUUAAACCAACAACCACACAAACCAAAAUUGGAUACAUUUUAAACGCAGGUCCAACGAGGAAAAAGCUUAGCUAGCCAGCUAGUAUUGAUUUGUUUUUGCAGAGACAUAUUUUUUGGGAGCAUUGAUGACCUAAUGUGUUGAGUGAAGAACAUGAAUUUCUCUGGUCCCGGCUACUGUUGCAGUCCCACGUUUCUAGUUUGACCAGCUGUUUUUAGUAACUGAUAUUGUUUAAUUCUGUCAUAUUGGCAGGUUUGCUAGCAACAAACUAUUUAGCUAGCUUCUAGCCUAGUGUUUGAUAUGCAAUGCGAUCUCCUUGUAAUGAACAGGGUUGAGUGUCCUGACGAGAAUGCACACUUGUCUAACUAUGCCAGGCCAAAUCGGGCAUUAUCAGCUCAUUGUUAUGGAUGUAUCCAAAUGAAUGUCAAUAGAAAACAGCAACUUUGCUGUUAUUCUGGCUGCAGAGGUCGUGACUGUGUUAGCCGUAGCUUGCUGGCUAGCUAGCAAGCGAGGGAUAAGAACGUUGCCAGCGAGCAUGGCAAUGGUACACAAAGAACGAACGGCUGGGUCGAGUGUCUAGCAACCAAAAGAUGAGAAAGUAUUAAUUCGCUUAUAUAAAGUAAAAUAUCAACAAAAACAUUUUAUUUCUACCGGUAAAUGUGUGCUUAUAGUAUUGUUUUCUUUGGCAACUGUGGUAUAAGCGGGAUAAACAGUUUAAACAAACUCAACGGAAUAAACUUUGCUGUUAUUCUGGCUGCAGAGCUAGCGACUGUGUAUCUGUAGCUAGUUGGUUACCUAGCAGCAAGCAAAGGAUAAGAACGUUGCCACUGAGCAUGGCAACGGAACAUAAAGAACCAACGACUGGGUCUGUCCAUAAAUAUCGAACUAAUCGAACGAACGACUGGGUUGUGUCUCUAGCAACCAAAAUAUGAGAAAUGAUGAAUUAGCUUAUAAAAAUGAAAAUAUCAACGAAAAAAAAUAUGUAUACCACUGUGUGCUUUCAUAUUGUUUUCUUUGGCAACUGUGGUAUAAGCGGGAUAAGGGUUUUACCUGGAACCAAAAAGGGUUCUCCUAUGGGGACAGCCGCAGAACCCUUCUAGAACCCUUUUUUCUAAGAGUGUACAGUCGUCCCAUUAGACAGGCAAUGUUAUCUGUAGGAAGGUCUCGGGCCAUCAUCAGUACUGUGUAUUCCCUAAACACAGAUACAAACAGCUAUAAAAAACAACACCAGCCAUUGUUUAGAGUCAGAUUAAGCUAUGAGUGGAAAUUAGUUGCAUAAAUUAAAAAGAGGGCUUUUGCAUCAUUCGAUCAAAUAAUAGCCCUUCAACUUGUACUGUAAUCCUGACCAGAUUUUCAGUGCACACUGCAAUACACUACUAAACACCAGCUCUGCUGCUGACUGCUCCCAUAGUUCACUUGCAUUAAUGUAAGGGUUUUCCCAAAGACACACACACUGCUCUACUUUGCAAACAUCCACUGUUGGGCAAUGGUGGUGAACUCUGUUGGGUAAGAUGACCUAACUGACCCCUUUCAGUUCAGUCUUACUCCAGUGUUAUUUACCUCAACGAAUGACCUCUGACCUUUCUGGUUGUCUGUGAUAGGUCACAGAGCUGGCGGGCUACACAACGCGCGUCUACAACAUGUUCCUGGUGUUUGGUGAGGUGCAGAGGGGCGUGUACAAGCGUUCAUCCACAUCGACCACGGGAACAGGAGAGAAGAAGAACGUGGCCAGGCCAGAGAUGCACAUCGACGGGCCUUUGGAAAUCAAAGGUAGACUGUCUGAGAUGUUAAGCAUUUUGUACAUAUUUGCCAAGAGGUGCAUAGGAUACACAUGCACAUUCUGAGACACUCAAAUGUCAUCCUAUUCCCUAUUCAGUACACAACUAUACCAUAUUAUACUACUCUACUACAUCAGGGGGUGGUGGAAGCAUCUGGGUUAGAGAGGCGGACCGGUAGCCUGGUAACCGAAAGGUUGCCGGUUCGAAUCCCCAAGCUGCAUGCAGGGAGUAAGCCGGCAGCCGGAGGGUUACCAGCUUCAAUGAUAUUUGUGCGUCUGUAACUUUCUCACUCAUCAUAAUUCACGAUUCAUUCAGGAUAUUCCGUAAUCAUGAUAGCAACCACAUGAAUAUAGAAGUGUUCAGAAACAUAAUCUAUUCUUAUUUACAAUAAAAGUAACUCCAAAAUUACACAAUAUUCACCAUUCAUUUCUAUUGGGCACAAAAUAAUCUGAAACACAACCAAAACAAACAGCAAACGCAUCCAAGAAGUUUGUAGAGUCACAAGAUUGAUGUAGUCAUUGUGUGCUAGGAAUAUGGGACCAAAUACUUCAAUACACAGUUAAGUGAAUUUGUCCCAAUACUUUUGGUCCCCUAAAAUGGGGGGGACAAUGUACAAAAAGUGCUGUUAUUUCUGAACGGUUCACCCGAUAUGGAUGUAAAUACCCUCAAAUUAGUGCUGGCUGACGGUCACUUUAACCUCAUAGUCAUUUUAUCAUUUCAAAUCCAAAGUGCUGGAAUACAGAGCCAAAACAACAACAAAAAAGUCACUGUCCCUAUACUUUUGGAGCUCACUGUAUAUGCACAAAUGUUAAGCAAAUUCACUAUCCGAUUGCAGCUUGUUGCCUUACAAUUGUACGUUGAAUCAACUUUAUUGCUAUUUUGUUUAGCAAACUCACAAUCCUAUUGCAUCUUUUUGCCUUACAAUUACAGUAUAUGUUGAAUCAACAUAUUUUUUUACAGGUUAGAGAUAGACACAGGGUCCACCCAAAAUGGCAUUUUAUUCCCUAUAUAGUGCACUACUUUCAGUGUUUCCCCAUAUUCAUUUACCAGUGGCAGGCCGCCGCUUCUAAAUCAUUGCCGCCAAUAUAAUAUACAGUGGGGGAAAAAAGUAUUUAGUCAGCCACCAAUUGUGCAAGUUCUCCCACUUAAAAAGAUGAGAGAGGCCUGUAAUUUUCAUCAUAGGUACACGUCAACUAUGACAGACAAAAUGAGGGAAAAAAAUCCAGAAAAUCACAUUGUAGGAUUUUUAAUGAAUUUAUUUGCAAAUUAUGGUGGAAAAUAAGUAUUUGGUCAAUAACAAAAGUUUCUCAAUACUUUGUUAUAUACCCUUUGUUGGCAAUGACACAGGUCAAACGUUUUCUGUAAGUCUUCACAAGGUUUUCACACACUGUUGCUGGUAUUUUGGCCCAUUUUCUAUGGGGUUGAGACCUGGAGACUGGCUAGGUCACUCCAGGACCUUGAAAUGCUUCUUACGAAGCCACUCCUUCGUUGCCCAGGCGGUGUGUUUGGGAUCAUUGUCAUGCUGAAAGACCCAGCCACGUUUCAUCUUCAAUGCCCUUGCUGAUGGAAGGAGGUUUUCACUCAAAAUCUCACGAUACAUGGCCCCAUUCAUUCUUUCCUUUACACGGAUCAGUCGACCUGGUCCCUUUGCAGAAAAACAGCCCCAAAGCAUGAUGUUUCCACCUCCAUGCUUCACAGUAGGUAUGGUGUUCUUUGGAUGCAACUCAGCAUUCUUUGUCCUCCAAACACGGCGAGUUGAGUUUUUACCAAAAAGUUCUAUUUUGGUUUCAUCUGACCAUAUGACAUUCUCCCAAUCCUCUUCUGGAUCAUCCAAAUGCACUCUAGCAAACUUCAGACGGGCCUGGACAUGUACUGGCUUAAGCAGGGGGACACGUCUCGCACUGCAGGAUUUGAGUCCCUGGCGGCGUAGUGUGUUACUGAUGGUCGGCUUUGUUACUUGGGUCCCAGCUCUCUGCAGGUCAUUCACUAGGUCCCCCCGUGUGGUUCUGGGAUUUUUGCUCACCGUUCUUGUGAUCAUUUUGACCCCACGGGGUGAGAUCUUGCGUGGAGCCCCAGAUCGAGGGAGAUUAUCAGUGGUCUUGUAUGUCUUCCAUUUCCUAAUAAUUGCUCCCACAGUUGAUUUCUUCAAACCAAGCUGCUUACCUAUUGCAGAUUCAGUCUUCCCAGCCUGGUGCAGGUCUACAAUUUUGUUUCUGGUGUCCUUUGACAGCUCUUUGGUCUUGGCCAUAGUGGAGUUUGGAGUGUGACUGUUUGAGGUUGUGGACAGGUGUCUUUUAUACUGAUAACAAGUUCAAACAGGUGCCAUUAAUACAGGUAACGAGUGGAGGACAGAGGAGCCUCUUAAAUAAGAAGUUACAGGUCUGUGAGAGCCAGAAAUCUUGCUUGUUUGUAGGUGACCAAAUACUUAUUUUAAAAAAUUCUCAAUUUGUCUGUCAUAGUUGACGUGUACCUAUGAUGAAAAUUACAGGCCUCUCUCAUCUUUUUAAGUGGGAGAACUUGUACAAUUGGUGGCUGACUAAAUACUUUUUUCCCCCACUGUAUAUAUAUAAAACAAAUCGGGAUUGUAAAACAUUUUCAGUGUAAAGUUAAAUGAUUAAAACAGAUAAAGUAUGUAGUAAAGAUAAUGGACCUAUAUAUUCAAAAUAAAAUAUGAUAAUCUUUUAGAACUAACAGUCACCAAAAUAAAAUGAGACAGUCAGGGAGAAUCUAAAAUUCCCAGAAUUUCAUGGCAUUAUUUUGUUAGAAUGUUUGAGUCAUUCAGAUAGCAUAAGAACACGGCAUAAAUGUGUAGAAUUGCAGGAAAUUAGCUCUAAACGGCACAUUUUCUCUCAGCCCCAUGGCAAAAUGUAUAAAAUUGCACGAAAUGCGCUUUAAAUCUGAAAUGUUUUUUCUCUGCCCCAUGACAGAAUGUGUAGAAUUUUUGGAAAUUAGCUUUAAAACAGCUACAUUUUGUCUCUGCGGCAAGGAGGAAGGCCUCUAAAAUGUUCAGUCGCAUGGAGUGACAAGUUCAAACGUAUGUUUGUAGUAUUUGAUGCAUUCAUAGUCUUUUGGGGUUUAUCAGUUAGGUACAGUACAUUCGGAAAGUAUUCAGACCCAUUGACUUUUUCCACAUUUUGUUAUGUUACAGCCUUAUUCUAAAAUGGAUUAAAUAAAUGUUUUUCCUCGUCAAUCUACAAACAAUACCCCAUAAUGACAAAAUUAAACAAGUUUUUUUUUAAUGUUUGCAAAUAUAUUAAAAAUAAAAACAGAAAUACCUUAUUUACAUAAGUAUUCAGAACCUUUGCUAUGAGACUCGAAAUUGAGCUCAGGUGCAUCCUGUUUCCACUGAUCAUCCUUGAGAUGUUUCUACAACUUGAUUGGAGUCCACCUGUGCUAAAUUCAAUUGAUUGGAUAUGAUUUGGAAAGGCACACACCUGUCUAUAUAAGGUCCCACAGUUGACAGUGCAUGUCAGAGCAAAAACCAAGCCAUGAGGUCGAAGGAAUUGUCUGUAGAGCUCCAAGACAGGAUUGUGUCGAGGCACAGAGCUGGGGAAGGGUACCAAAAAAUAUCUGCAGUAUUGAAGGUCCCCAAGAACACAGUGGCCUCCAUCAAUCUUAAAUGGAAGAAGUUUGGAAUCACCAAGACUCUUCCUAGAGCUGGCCGCCCGGCCAAACAGAGCAAUCGGGAGAGAAGGGCCUUGGUCAGGUGACCAAGAACUCGAUGGUCACUCUGACAGAGCUCCAGAGUUCCUCUGUGGAGAUGGGAGAGCCUUCCAGAAAGACAACCAUCUCUGCAGCACUCCACCAAUCAGGCCUUUAUGGUAGAGUGGCCAGACGGAAGCCACUCUUCAGUAUAAGGCACAUGACAGCCCGCUUGGAGUUUGCCAAAAGGCUCUCAGACCAUGAGAAACAAGAUUCUCUGGUCUGAUGAAACCAAGAUUGAACUCUUUGGCCUGAAUGCCAAGCGUCACGUCUGGAGGAAACCUGGCACCAUCCCUACGGUGAAGCAUGGUGGUGGCAGCAUCAUGCUGUGGGGAUAUUUUUCAGCGGCAGGAACUCAAAUCAAAUCAAAUUUUAUUUGCCACAUGCGCCGAAUACAACAGGUGAAGACAUUACAUUGAAAUGCUUACUUACAAGCCCUUAACCAACUAUGCAGUUAAGAAAAAAAUAUAAAUAGCAAAUAAUGAAAGAGCAGCAGUAAAAUAAAAUAACAGUAGGGAGGUUAUAUACAGGGGGUACCGGUACAGAGUGAAUGUGCGGGGGCACCUGUUAGUCGAGGUAAUUGAGGUAAUAUGUACAUGUAGGUAGAGUUAAAGUGACUAUGCAUAAAUAAUAAACAGAGUAGCAGCAGCGUAAAAGAGGGGGGUGGGGUGGGGGGGCAAUGCAAAUAGUCCGGGUAGCCAUGAUUAGCUGUUCAGGACUCUUAUGGCUUGGGGGUAGAGGCUGUUAAGAAGCCUUUUGGACUGAGACAUGGCGCUCUGGUACCGCUUGCCGUGCGGUAGCAGAGAGAACAGUCUAUGACUAGGGUGGAGUCUUUGAUAAUAUUUGGGGCCUUCCUCUGACACCGCCUGGUAUAGAGGUCCUGGAUGGCAGGAAGCUUGGCCCCAGUGAUGUACUGGGCGUACGCACUACCCUCUGUAGUGCCUUGCCAUACCAGGCGGUGAUGCAACCAGUCAGGAUGCUCUCGAUGGUGCAGCUGUAUAACUUUUUGAGGAUCUGAGGACCCAUGCCAAAUCUUUUCAGUCUCCUGAGGGGGAAUAGGCUUUGUCGUGCCCUAUUCAACUGGGAGACUAGUCAGGAUCGAGGGAAAGAUGAACGGAGCAAAGUACAGAGAUCCUUGAUGAAAACCUGCUCCAGAUGGCUCAGGACCUCAGACUGGGGCAAAGGUUCACCUUCCAACAGGACAACGACCCUAAGCACACAGCCAAGAGAACGCUGUGUGCUUGGUGAUUCCAAACUUCUUCCAUUUAAGAAUGAUGGAGUCUCUGAAUGUCCUUGAGUGGCCCAGCCAGAGCCCGGACUUGAACCCGAUUAAACAUCUCUGGAGAGACCUGAAAAUAGCUGUGCAGCAACGCUCCCCAUCUAACCUCACAGAGCUUGAGAGGAUCUGCAGAGAAGAAUGGGAGAAAUUCCCCAAAUACAGGUGUGCCACGCUUGUAGUGUCAUACCCAAGAAGACUUGAGGCUGUAAUCGCUGCCAAAGGUGCUUCAACAAAGUACUGAGUAAAGGGUCUGAAUACUUAUGUAAAUAUGUUUUUGCUUUGUCAUUAUGCGGUAUUGUGUGUAGAUUGAUGAGGGAAAAAAACUUUUGAAUCCAUUUUAGAAUAAGGCUGUAACGUAACAAAAUGUGGAAAAAGUCAAGGGGUCUGAAUACUUUCCGAAUGCACUGUAAAUGCAGAUGGGCCAUCCCAAGCUUCAGCCUAUUUAUUUCAGGCUACAGGUUAUAAUGCUUUUAAAGGGAAAAUUUUAUUUAAAAUGGUGUCAACGUACAUUUACAUUUACAUUUUAGUCAUUUAGCAGACGCUCUUAAUCAUAUAUUCUUUCAUUUUGGAGUAGAAUGUCCUUUUCAAAGUCACCAGAAGUGACCUUGUCACAGACGUUGCCCCCCACUCUAACUUUGCCACCGCUGCUGAAAAAAAUCCUAGGGGAAACACUGACUUUUGACCAGAGACCUAUGGGCCUUUGUCAAAAGUAGUGCACUAUAAAGGGAAUAGGAUACCAUUUGGGACAGAGCCUCGGCUAAUCCUGUGCUGUGCAGUGUAUCUUUCUUGCUGUUCUUUCUGACCAUCUUGGUCUAAACAAGAUGUUUUUUGUCUUUGACUUCUGCAGGAAGAGUCAUCGAUGUGGACAAUGGCAUCGUGUGUGAGAGUGUCCCUAUCAUCACUCCCAAUGGAGACAUAGUGGUCUCCAGCCUCAACUUCAAGGUGAGAAAUAACACAGCAAAAUCCUGGGCGAUGUUCAGUAGUGAUAAAACGUUUUCAAAUGAAGUGAAAUACUUCAAAUUAAGUACUACCUGAACGUAUCCAAUAAGAGAACAGAUUUUUGUUUUCCAUUUCCAAACUGUUGUGAAAGUGUUUCCUACUGAAGAUCCUGCUCAGCAUCCUACUAAAUCAAUCGAAAUGUUACAGUACCUGUGAUGUGUUUGCUGUUACUAUGUUUUCCUAAUCCUCCAGCCAUCUUCCCCCAGGGUAGGGUGUACAUGCUUUGUCCUUUGUUGUGUUACCAGGAAAUUAGCUCACUUUGAGAUUUGAAUGUAUUUUUGAAGUGAACCCUGGCUAAGAGAAGGAAGCACACAUGUAAUUAUCACAAACGCACACUCACGCUAAAUUGCAUAGCAUAAAAUACGGACAGUAUGGCUUCCUAAUACUCUACAUAAACCAUGACAAAAAAAUAUGUAGAGACUACUUACAAUCAAGUGGUUCAUACUAGUCUCGCUUUGCCAAACUCGUGUCAUGGGUUGUUAGACACAGCAGCUGUGAUGAGACUAUUCAGUACUCCAAGGCUAUAACGUGUGUGUGAAUGAUGUUUCUUGCAGGUGGAGGAAGGUAUGCACCUGUUGAUCACAGGUCCUAACGGCUGUGGGAAGAGUUCUCUGUUCAGGAUCCUCAGUGGGCUGUGGCCUGUGUAUGGGGGACUGCUGCACAAACCCUCCCCACAACACAUGUUCUACAUACCACAAAGGUCAGUGGUUGUCACUGUCACACACACACUUAUGGCCACCCGUGUACUGACUCUGACACACAUGCACCCAUGUAUAGAUGUAGGAUCUUCAUUUGAAACUUGAAGGGUAUUCAAGGUUUAAAAAGACUUCUAAAGUUUGUAAUUUCCACUUUAAAAUAUCAGACUUGAUUUGCCCUAACGAAAGAUGUAUCAACCCCUACAAAAAAUGUCCAUUAAUUGUAAUCCACAUAAUAAUUCACAUUUCCUGUUGCUGCAGGAUUAUUUUCCUGCUGUAGCAAACUGGCUCAAAUGAAGAUCCUACAUCUGUACAUGUACCAUGCAGGCUUGCAUAGAGGCAUGCACGGAUGCAUAUUCUGCAUGCAUGCACACACACAACCACAUUCACACACUACAUACAUACAGUUAAAUGUAUUGAAAAUCAGCAGUAGGGAUCCUUACCCUCUAGACUCAGUAACUGGAUCUCCAUGGAGAGUGAGAGAGAGAAACCAGACCUUAGAGUAGUGAAAUAUUUACCAGCUCUUCCAGGUGUUUGACGGCUUUACAGUAAUGCUGGAACGUGACACACACACACAGUUUUGUAUUGCUAUCCUUGUGGGGACCAAAUAAUUGAUUCCCAUCCAAAGUCCUAUUUUCUAUAACCCUAACCCAAACCUUAACCCUAACCUUAACCAUUAACCUACCAUAACCCUAAACUUACCCUAACCCUAAAACUAUACCUAAACCCUAACCCCAACCUUAAUUCUAACCCUAAUUGUAACCCUAAACCUAACCCCUAAGCCUAAAAUAGCAUUUUUCCUUGUGGGGACCGGCGAAAUGUCCCCACUUGUCAGAAUUUUCCUUGUUUUACUAUCCUUGUGAGGACUUCUGGUACCCACAAGGAUAGUAAAAUAAACACACAGACACACACACACACACACGAGCACACACACACACACAGUUAAAUGUAUUGAAAAUCAGCUGCAGGUAACCUUACCCUCUAGACUCAGUAACUGGAUCUCCAUGGAGAGUGAGAGAGAGAAACCAGACCUUAGAGUAGUGAAAUAUUUACCAGCUCUUCCAGGUGUUUUGACGGCUUUACUGUAAUGGUGAAACCUCUCUCCUCAGGCCGUACAUGUCCAUUGGGACCCUGAGAGACCAGGUGAUCUACCCAGACUCUCUAAAAGACAUGCAUGACAGAGGCUACAGAGACAAGGACCUGGAGGUCAUACUGGACAUCGUUAACCUCAACCAGAUAGUGACUCGCGAGGGCGGUAAGAACCGGGGAAGGGGCGGUGAGGGAAAUACGAUCUGAGUCAGCUUAGAACAAAAGGGCUGCGUGAGUCUGAAGACAUAGUAACAGGGGCACUUUGAAAAGAGGUAGCUGAAGCCUGACAAAACUCCAGGUAACCUAUUUUUAAGCCAUUUACUCUUGAGAUGAAUGAUAUGGUUUCCAAGGGGAUUCCCAAACAACAAUAGACAUAUACUGAAUGGGGCCCUCUUAGUUUAGCUAAAACAUCCUUCCUUAAAAAGUUUCUAUAUCUCUUAUCAUACUAUGCGCUGUCUGUAGUGCAUUUGACCACUCAAUAAGUUAUUUCUGUAUUUUUCUAGUGGCAUCAGUCUAUCCCUCUCCAUCUCUUUGGUCUUUGGUCGGGGUGCCAGGUAGCUUAAGGCCGCUGGUUCUAAUCCCCGAGCCGACUAGGUGAAAAAUCUGUCGAUGUGCCCUUGAGCAAGGCACUUAACCCUAAUUGUUCCUGUAAGUCGCUCUGGAUAAGAGUGUCUACUAAAAUGUAAAUGUCUUAUUAAGGACAUGUAGAGUGUAGUUAAUUGGAGACCAGUGGUCCUGUUAUUCUCCAACAAUCAGCUCUAUUGUUGUGACCUCACUACUAAGCCUGGUCCCUCUAGGUUAGAGCCAUGAAUGGCUGCUCUGUCUGUAACCACUGUGUGAAUGGUUCCUAGCCAGAGGAGAGGGUCAUUCAACUAAAAUCAUCUCCAUCAUCCAGAUUUUCCACAUGUUGGGUUCCCUCCAGAAGGGUUAUUAUUUUCCCUGUUUGUUUACAAACGCAGGCUCCUGUAUCAUUGUCCUAAAUCAGGAUUAGAAAGUAUUAGGUUUUUGGUCUUUUGAGAUAAAUAUGAAACCUAGUAAUUUAAAUGGAAAAGACACAGGAUGUCUUGCAUUGGGACAAAUAAAAUGCUUGUUUUUAAGCCUUAGAGAGAGACAUCUUUUUUUAAGUAAGUCAGUCUCCUAUUGAAUAUUCUUCAACUUUGAACUCUCUCCACAGUUGUUCCCAUGGUUACGCUAACUUUAAACCCUUUGCAUUGGUCUUUGUGUAGCGUUUAACCUACUUAUUCCAAUGGAGAAUAAAACUGUAGUCAAUGACAGUACUUCAAUAUUAACUGACUGUGAUGUUUGUCUGUGUGUAGGUUGGGAUGCAGAGAUGGACUGGAAGGACGUGUUGUCUGGGGGAGAGAAACAGAGGAUGGGCAUGGCUCGCAUGUUCUACAACAGGUAAGACUUGGCCUGCCAUCUUAGGCUUUGUUUAACCCUGUAUGUACGGGUUGGAAAAACGUAACAGUAGACAUUUAAAGGUGCUGUUGAUUGAAUAUCCCAUAUUCCUCUCUUGUUUGAUAGUUGAUUGAUUGGUGGCUAGUUGAUUUAAUUCAUCGUUAAUUAGACAAUUAUAAAUUACUAAUUUCCUUUUACUUGUGUGUCAGGCCAAAGUACGGCCUGUUGGAUGAGUGCACCAGUGCUGUCAGCAUUGACGUGGAGGGAAAAAUAUUCCAGGCUGCAAAGGAUGCUGGGAUAUCCUUACUGUCAAUCACCCACAGGCCCUCCCUCUGGUAAGAGACAGAUAUCAUAUCUGGACCAGUCUGUCCACCCCAAUUCUGAUAUUUUUUGCAAAAAAACUAAAGCAAAAACAUGUAGUAGGCUAUAAGCAAAUGCACCACUAGUUGUCACGUCAGCAGUGCUCUGUUCUGUAUUUUCUCUGAGUUAGCCUCAGGCAUUAAACAUGAUUGCAGUGCAAACACAAUCAGUACUACCACAAUAUUGUGCAGGUCUGUUCCUCUCAGGAGAUUGCUGCUGCUAGUUAGUUUCUUGUUUAACCUUAGCAGUCAUUUUACAAGGCUGAGCACAGCACAAAAUAAUCACAACAUGACUGCAACCACAAUAGAACAGAACUCUUGCACCAUCACUAACACUGCAAUAAUUUUGCGUAACACAACCAUAAGGUCAAAGACAAUUGUAUACUAUUUUGAAAUAAUGUUGUGCUUGGACUGGAUAAUGAAUGAAUAAAAAAGAGAAACAUAACGCAACCAUGAAAUAAUGCCAUCCCUAACCCAUAUUCUUGCUCCACUUUUCAUACCUACAGGAAGUACCACACCCACCUGUUACAGUUUGAUGGUGAGGGAGGAUGGAGGUUCGAGCAGCUGGACACCGCUACGCGUCUCUCCCUGACCGAGGAGAAACAGCGCCUCGAGUCCUCACUUGCAGGAAUACCCAAGAUGCAACACAGACUCAACGAACUCUGCAAGAUCCUGGGAGAGGACUCAGUCCUCAAAACAGCCGACACAGCAGAGGAGUGA